AUGGAACACGUCUUACGUUGUAAUGCUCUCAAAUGUCGCAAGGAGCUUGGUGAUAGGGCGCUGGUGACUACCUGCAGUCAUAUAUUCUGUUUGGAUUGCGCUGCUCGUCUAGGCUUAACAUCACAGGGGCAUGAGCCACACAACUCGUGUCCGGCUUGCGGUUCUCGCCUGACAAGCCCUGAUGAUGCUGUUAUUUCGAACCUUAACCCGAGUGAGGACUAUAAGACGAGCGUCCUCAGUGGCCUUAGUCCUAAUAUCAUUAUCGAGUGCGCGAGCAGAGCUCUCAGUUUUUGGGCUUAUCAGGCCACACAGGAAGUCGUUUACCAGGAGCAUCUCAGCAAGGCUCUUACCGAGAAAUACUCGAAUCUCAGUGUUCACCUCGACAAGGUUAUCAAUGAGGCCAACCUAGAAAUCACUAGCCUACAAAAUAAACUCACGGGCAUGAGAAUGGAGCAGGACAGCCUUCGCCGAAAAAACGAAGAAUUAACCCAGGCAUACAAAGAGAAAAGCCGAAAGCUGCUUCAGAUUCAAGAAUUGUACGACAAACUUAAGAGAAAGGCUAUGCUUGGUCAGAUACAGGAUGCAGCAGAGGAUGCAAUCGAUUCGACGCUACACGGAUCACCCGCAGGGCGUGCCCAGUUUGAGAGUGGAGGUCAAAACCCUACAGGUUAUGAAGAAAUCGGAACACCUUACGGUCGACAGCAUCAUCCGGCAUUUCAUGAACAACGAAUGAUGCCUGUAGGAUACCAGCAUCAGACUACGACGCAAGAUCACGGUAGCUCAUGGCCUAGAACUAUGGGAGCUCAAUUAAAUGUACCUGUCACUCCCUCGACUCAUCGACAACGCAUUGGUGAGAAUACCGGUAUGAGUCUCUCAAAUAUUCCUGGCCUUGUCGCCGGUACACCCCAAACGCAACAUAACCGCAUAAACAUGCGACCACCACAAGUACCCCAAGGCGAGGGGCUGUCAAGCAGCAUUCAAGGAAAUCCGAGAUUUCCGCCAGUGGGAUUAAGCUCUGGAUUGAAAGUUAGCCAUGGCGGAGGAAAUCCGGAUAGGCUUGCCAGUUCUUCAGCAAGACCGCGAGUCGCACGAAGGCCAUCACCGGUUUCUUCAACUUUCAACCGAAGACCAGUAGGCGGACAACAAGAAAACAUGCUUGGCGGAGUUCGGGGCGGGUUUACCAAUCUUUAA
Molecule: messenger RNA, 1191 nt
Organism: Annulohypoxylon truncatum
Lineage: Eukaryota; Fungi; Ascomycota; Sordariomycetes; Xylariales; Hypoxylaceae
Exons: 5
Coding region: 1-1191 (396 amino acids)
Biological process (GO): reciprocal meiotic recombination
Cellular component (GO): synaptonemal complex
Molecular function (GO): ubiquitin protein ligase activity
Source: RefSeq, a predicted model, not a curated record